This is a messenger RNA of Pelobates cultripes (western spadefoot toad), 174 nucleotides long. The record is from the annotation of a GenBank genome assembly. Lineage: Eukaryota; Metazoa; Chordata; Amphibia; Anura; Pelobatidae.
AUGGUGCUGAAGAUGGAACGUCUCCCACGGGUUUACAAACCCAUAAGCCGAAACCUAAAGAUGGCUAAACUCCACUGCAAGAAAACUUCUAAUCCACCUAAAUCCAGUACACGACCAUUAAGAAACGCAGCUAAUCCGGCUCCGAGACACCUGGCACAUCCAGACCCGGCCUAA